Trichoplax adhaerens is the source of this 945-nucleotide messenger RNA. RefSeq lists its product as uncharacterized. The transcript has 14 exons. Lineage: Eukaryota; Metazoa; Placozoa; Uniplacotomia; Trichoplacea; Trichoplacidae. The record is from RefSeq and is a predicted model, not a curated record. Bases 1 to 945 code for a protein of 314 amino acids.
AUGGCAGCUUUCAAUGGUGGGACGGGACCACAGAGCACAGAAUUUAGUAUCUUUAACCAAACUAAAAAAGAACUAUCAGUAGCAGUACCAUGGGGUACUAUGGCUGCUAAAAGCUGGAACUCAGAAUGCACAAAGAUAAUAAUAGGAAUUCACGGAUGGCAAGAUAAUGCUAAUUCAUUUGAUAAAUUAAUCCCACUAUUACCGAAAGGUAUUAGAUACAUUAUCCUUGAUCUCCCCGGACAUGGUAAAUCGUCAUAUUUUCCUCCUGGAACUAUGUACGAAAUGCAAAGAUACAUCAUGAGUCUGCACUUUUUUGUCAAGGGUUUAAAACUAGAUAAAUUUUCGUUAAUGGGGCAUAGCUUAGGUGGUGCUGUCUGCUGUUUGUAUUCCGGUACCUUCCCUAAUAAUGUAUACGAAUUAAUUAUACUAGAAUCGAUAUGUGCUGCAUCGGGAGAACCAGAAAGAUUAGUGAACUUAUUUUCUGAAGGUCUCGACUCUUUCGUAAAGGGUGAGUUCAGAACGGCAAAGCCUUAUCCAUCAAUUGACGCAGCCGUCGAAAGGUUGAAACUAGCAAACAAUUCUUUGACAGAUGACGCUGCAAAAAUUCUAAUUGACAGAGGCACAGUCAAAUCGGAAAAUGGCUAUUUAUUUGUUAGAGAUCCGGUAUUGUAUCAAAGUACCCUUCGAAUGGCGCGAGAGGUGCAACUAGAAAUAGUCUCCAGGAUUAAAGCGAAAACGUUAAUUGUUCUAGCAGAGGAUGGAUUUAUACUCAAAGGCGUUGAUGCUGCAGUUUUAGCCCGUCUUCUUGAAGCUUACAAGAAAAGCACAUCUUUGUACAAGCAAGUUACCGUGCCUGGCAAACAUCACAUACACCUGACUGAUCCAGAAUCUAUCAGUCAAAUUAUUUGUGACUUCCUAAAUGACAGCGUAGAAGAUUCAUCUUAA